GAUCGAUACGGCAGUAAAAUGUUCAAAGUGAGAUAUUUUGGGAAAAGCUCGACAUGCACAGGAGAGGAAAUGCGAUCGCCGAGCUGACUGGCUCGAGGAGAGACAAGCAUGAAACCUGAUAUCUAAUGUAACGUCGAGCUCCUAAGAGCCAGUCCCCCUGCGAAGACAACCUCUGAGCCCUGAAGACCUCGACACAACGUGUCCCACUACCAGGAGCAGCUGACGUGUCCUGUGUGUCCUGAAGAUGCCGGUGUUUUCAAGGUCGCAUCAGAGUCUGAAGUAUUAUCCAAGAAUGAGCUUCUGCUAAAUCGAAGGAAGACAGGCUGUACCAUGGAUAUUUCCAUGGGAGACCAACUGCUGGAGGACAACCCAAUGUGCACGCCACAACAAUAAUCGAACAUGUACCUUCGUCUGGGCUGACAUCCCUUCAUAACAGCUGCUAUGGCUUUUUGUAAUGAAAGCCUGCUGGAGGAGUGCAGCUUCAUGGGGCCGGACAACGUGGAGGACGCAGCAGAAAGUCUCCCGGCAGAAGCUGCGACUCCCCUCAUAUCGGUCACUCUGCGCGUGACCCUGGCCGCCAUCAUGAUCUUCAUGAUUACAAUUGGUUUCCUCGGCAAUGCGAUCGUGUGUCUGAUUGUUUACCAGAAACCUGCCAUGCGUUCCGCUAUCAAUCUCCUCCUCGCCACGUUGGCCUUUUCGGACAUCAUGCUGUCUCUGCUCUGCAUGCCCUUCACUGCAGUCACUGUAGCCACUGCCGACUGGAGCUUUGGAAGCGGCUUCUGCCGAGCGUCCAUCAUGCUGUACUGGCUGUUCGUCCUGGAGGGGGUGUCCAUACUCCUCAUCAUCAGCGUGGACCGUUUCCUCAUCAUUGUGCAGCGGCAGGACAAGCUGACCCCACACAGAGCUAAACUGUUGAUCGCAGGUUCAUGGCUGCUGAGCCUGUGUGUGUCUCUGCCGUCUGUAAUCGGGUGGAGGACAGGUGCAGCAGGUGUUGGGGGUGCCUGGGCGCCGCAGUGUGUGCUAGGAUAUAGCGAUUCUCUGGCAGACCGUGGAUACACAGUGCUGUUGGCAGUAGCAGUUUUCUUUGUACCAUUCACUGUCAUGCUGUACUCUUACAUGUGCAUCCUCAACACAGUGCGCCGCAACACCCUGCGCAUCCACAACCACACCAGUGAGCAUUCCUGCCUGCCAGCCCUCAACCAAGUCAGCAAAAUGAGACUCACAGGGCUGCAGCGGCCGCCUCAGAUCAAGGUGGACAUGAGCUUCAAGACCCGAGCCUUCACCACCAUCCUCAUCCUCUUUGUCGGCUUCUCUGUAUGCUGGCUGCCGCACACGGUGGUCAGCUUGUUGGCCGUGUUCAGCCGGAAGUUCUACUACAGCUCGGUCUUCUACCCGAUCAGCAUAGGCGCUCUGUGGCUGAGCUACCUGAAGACGGUGUUCAACCCCGUCAUCUACUGCUGGAGGAUCAGGAAGUUCAGGGAGGCCUGUCAGGAGUUCAUUCCCAAGAGCUGCAGACUGUGUCCCAGAGUGCCGGGCAGGAGCCGCAGGAGAGUGAGGCCGAGCAACAUCUACGUGUGCAGCGAGACUCAGUCGGCCGUGUGAAACCAUGAGGACCAGUGUGUCGAUGCACAAACCAGCAGGCGUUGACUUUCAACUGUUUUUAACUCUUACUUUUCCUCACAAUAAGCAAUCAGCGCUCACGUUCAAAGUGUAUACUGGUCGUUGAGUAAAAAAUGAACUUUUAAUCUAAAUCUUUAAGCCAACACGGAUGAGAAAUACUUAACAAUUCCUCGACAGUUCGUCACCUGCUGAGGAAGGUCAUGUGAGACAAUCGAAAGCUGCAAAGAGCUACUGAAUAGACCUCAUGGUGAGAUUAUUCUGCUGCUUUCAGUCCCAAGAUUUAGCUUCAUGGUUUCUGAAAUUUACUGCCAUCCAAACAAUUUCAUACCCUUCUUCAUAAUCUGUCCCUGAUGUGUUUUAUCAAUGUUUCUUCAGAUUGUAGACUCAAUCUUCAGGCUUCGAGUAGUAGUUGUGAUAAUAAUUCUAUUGUCAGUUUUGUGAUGAGUUUCACAGCAAAAAAAAAAAACAUACAAGGUAUAAAUGUUCAAUAAUGUUCUCACGGGAAAGUGCGUAAACUUUCAACUGACGUCUUUAAAAAAAUAAAAUAAAUGUUUUUUUUAAUGAACUUUGUGUAGGAACACAACGUUGUGUGAUUUGAAACUGUUGUUUAAAACCAUGAGUGUGUAAACAAAGACGUGUGCCAGUUAUUGAGCUGUGAAUGUUUACCUGUUUGUAUCAUCGAUUCACGAAUCACAAAUCCAGGUAAAUAAAUGCAGUUUUUUUUAAAAAGAUGUUGCACUGACAAACUGCUGCCAGCUGCUUUUACAAUAUACAUAAUGGAAAUAGGUUGCUUGGAUACUAAAGACAUCUUUUCACCGUGAGUGGAUGUAUAUCUACUUCAUUGAAGACAAUAAACUCAGCGGUUUGUGUCGAAUGAAUUCAGGUUAAGUUGGAAGAAUGAAGCCUGCACGAAAAUUGUAACAAGUUUUUCUCUUUAUCAACACAUAUGCUGAAUGAACACAUUUAGUGAAUGCACUGUGGUUUUGAUUAAACCUUUUAAAUGUG
Cottoperca gobio is the source of this 2625-nucleotide messenger RNA. It is a transcript of the gene gpr45, whose product is annotated as G protein-coupled receptor 45. The record is from RefSeq and is a predicted model, not a curated record. Gene Ontology annotation, biological process: G protein-coupled receptor signaling pathway. The transcript has 3 exons. The coding region runs from base 442 to 1602 and encodes 386 amino acids. Lineage: Eukaryota; Metazoa; Chordata; Actinopteri; Perciformes; Bovichtidae. Gene Ontology annotation, cellular component: membrane. Gene Ontology annotation, molecular function: G protein-coupled receptor activity.